Striga hermonthica is the source of this 1236-nucleotide messenger RNA. The record is from the annotation of a GenBank genome assembly. Lineage: Eukaryota; Viridiplantae; Streptophyta; Magnoliopsida; Lamiales; Orobanchaceae.
AUGGCUCCCUCAAAGUGUUACGCUUUCGCCUUUGUCUUCUUCACCUUCCUCCAUUUUCGCCCAACCCCUGCUCAAGGUGAUGGUGGGAAACUCAUCUUUGAAGACGGCUACACAGUCACCACAGUUCUUGACGGCGACAAGACGAACCUCAAAGUGAACCCUCACUCCAUCCAUCAACGCUCACAUCACUUCAUACUUCUCGACUCCGUUGCCAGCACUUUCUAUACAGUAUUAAUCCCAUCAUCCUCCAAUGAGACUGUGAUAAAGAAGCUGACUGGAAAUGGAGGGGCUGGGUAUCUGGAUGGUGGCUUGGACUCGGCAAGGUUCAACAAGCCAAGGAGUUUUGCUGUUGAUUACAACGGAAAUGUGUAUCUGGCAGACCAGCGGAGUAUCAGGAAGAUCACCAGCACAGGUGUGACCACAAUUGCUGGAGGCUUUUCACAAAAGGCUGGCCGUAAAGAUGGCCCUGGACGGGAUGCAUCAUUUUCAGACGAUCUCGAGCUGACCUUUGUUCCCGAAAGAUGUGCUUUGAUGAUCUCUGACCAUGGUAACAGAUUAGUUCGUCAGAUAAAUUUAAAAGAAGGAGAUUGUACAAAGCAUUCCGGAUCUGUUUUGGGGACCACCUCUGCCUGGAUUUUUGGUCUCGGGCUCUCUAGCUUGCUUGGCCUAAUCGUUGGUCUCGUGAUUCGUCCAUACCUUAUUCCACUUGAAGGUCACACAGCUCUUCAGUCCAGCUGGACAUGGACACAUUGCCCAACGAAUCUGGGGAGACAAAUAGUGAUGCUUUGUUACGGCAUCAAAAGCGCAGUUGUUAAUUCGAAAACCGUAUUUUCACUUUCUCGGCAGAUGAUCAUUUUGAGCCUCUCUCAGUUAUCUCUAACCUUACGUCCUUGGAUGGUGAAGCCUCGCGGGACCCGUGAAAAGACUGUAUCUUUGAUGGACUUGGAUGAAUUAUCUUCUGAUUAUAGUAGUAAUAGUUUUAGUAAUAACGUAAUGGUGUCACCAGAGGUAGAUGCUGAAUUAAAGGAUUUGCUCACUUUCGAUGGAAGGGAAAUGAUGGUACUUACGAAUGGAAUAGAGGAGCAAGAAAAUGGAGAAAGUAUUGAUGUUUUGUUAGACAAGCACAACAAGAUAGAUGGUAUGAUAAGGGAUAAUCUCGUUAACUUUGAAGAGCAAGCGCGCAAUGUUCGCCCAUCUGUGGAGUGUGGCUCGGUGGGCUUGGUUAAGCGGAGAUGA